AUGGACGAUGUCAAUACGCAUCAACAGCUGAGGCCAUAUUACGACCCUGACACCUUCAAUGCCGGCUACACUUCUGUUUUCAAGCCAGAUCAGGGCGUUGUGGACAGUCAUGGCCGGAGCAUCGCUUCCAAGCUUAAUAUAAUGUCACAACGCCAGUCUUCACGGCUCACCAAGUCGCUCAAGGAGCCUGGCAUUUUGUCGCAAUUGUCUGCUGGGGUAAAGGCUCAAGUACAGGACAUAGAUGGGGUGGAGAAAACGCACAAGUCGUUUAAUGACAUGGAAUGGAAUGAUGUUCUAAACUGGAGGUCCUGGAAAAGUAUGGGAUCUAACCUUUUGGAACAAUUUCUACGACAGUAUUUUAGGCAUCUUGUUCAGCAGCCUUUUGAGGUUUCAAGGCUCUUGUUGCAGGUAGGCGAGUUCCGUUUCACGAAGAGUACGGACAACACGAGAAUCUCGCUAGAGAUGAGUGAGAAUGACGACAACACUGAGUACGCUGACGAAGCAGAGGGUGACAAUGAGGAAGAGAUAGAGUAUUUCCCUCAGACCUACCCUGAUGAUGAGCCCAAUUGGUCAGAGGCCCCGGUCAGCUCAAAUAUGCAUGAAAAACACGACCAUAGCUCACCUUCUUUGACAAAACAAAUUCAGCCCAACUCUUUGCAUACUAUGGAUGUUUUGAACUCGAUCAUGGAAGAAGAAGGUACCCGCGGGUUGUGGAGGGCCAACAACACAACUUUUAUCUACAACUUUCUAUCAGUGACGCUGGACGCCUGGUUUACUGGUUUGAUCAGUCCCCUGCUGCAGAUCCCUGACCCCUAUUUCAUCGACAUUAUCCACUCUACAGACACACGCAAAUCCAUUGCUCUUACAAUUUGUGCCAGCGUUUUCACUGGGUUGGUUCUUUUACCAUUAGAUCUCAUCAGGACGAGACUAACUGUGACUUCUGUAAAGUUGGAGGACCGAAGCAUGCGUAAUCUUUUGAAAAGAUGGUCGUGGAAACGCGAUGCCAGUGGCGUUCCUCUGGAAAUGGUGAUUUUGAAUGUUGGUCAUUCCUUGACGUCUACUGUAUUCACCAACCUUACGGGAGUGCUUCUGUAUCACCAGUUCAAGAUCGACAGAUUCACACAGACCAUUUGGUACAAUACUCUCGAGCUUUUAUCCAACAUGCUUGAGCUUUUCGUCAAGCUACCGAUCGAGACGCUACUUAGACGUUGUCAAACAGCGUAUCUUUUGAGGAAAAAACCUGAGGACCCUUUCCCGAUUGCCAAGGCAAACAUGGUUGUCAACCCACGCGAGUACAGCGGAAUCUACAAUAACCUACGGGACACAAACCGCAUCCAUGAACUUUGGAGCGGAUGGAGACUCGGUCUCUUGAGCGUUUUCUGCAGCUACGGAUUGAAGAUGAUGAAUCUUGAGGCCACGGAGGAAGAGAAGUUUUGA
Lachancea sp. 'fantastica' is the source of this 1437-nucleotide messenger RNA. The record is from the annotation of a GenBank genome assembly. NCBI's taxonomy places the organism in Eukaryota, Fungi, Ascomycota, Saccharomycetes, Saccharomycetales, Saccharomycetaceae.